Penaeus indicus is the source of this 1672-nucleotide messenger RNA. Its product is annotated as basic proline-rich protein-like. The annotation marks the transcript as partial. The record is from RefSeq and is a predicted model, not a curated record. NCBI's taxonomy places the organism in Eukaryota, Metazoa, Arthropoda, Malacostraca, Decapoda, Penaeidae. The transcript is spliced from 2 exons.
AUGGUUUACCCCGGCGGCCCCCGGCCGGAUGCGUGGCGCGAGCCCGCGACCUUUGCUGUGCGCUGCGGCUGGGCCCAUGGCAGCCAGGAGGCUGCCCCCGCCUGCCGCUCGCCAACCUACCAACAACCUCUUCAACGCGCCCAGCACCAACAACACACCACAAAGGGCCUCGGCAACUGGGGGGCGGGGGGAGGGAGGCCAUUGGGGAAGGGGAUGAGGGACCGGAGACGCGCAGGGACGCGUGCCUCCUUACAGCUGCCAAAACGCCCGUUCGCCCAACACCACCGCGAACAGGGGCCGCCCCGCCCGCUCGUCAGGGAGGACACCCCCUCCAGGGGGACCCACGCCCGCCGCACCGCGGCUUCGCUCUGGGGACCUCCCCGAGCCUCGCUGCCUCGGCCUCAGAGCCCUCUCAGGAGGCGGCGGAGGGAGGAAGGAGGGCCCGACCAGGGCCUGCCUGCCUGGACGACAACCAACCCCGCCCGGGGACGGCGGGGAGCCGACCACGCUCGGGAUACCCGUCCGCGGCCGCGAGGGAGCCCGCCCACCGAGGCUCGCUCGCCGGCCCCGGCGCCGCCCGCCCGCCAGCCAGCCAACGCCAGCGACCCCCCUUCGUCCCCAUACACUUGUCGCCGCGGCCGUUCCGCCCCCACCACCCCAAACAGGCCGCCCUCUCGCCCGCCCGUCCAAGGCCCACAGGGCCCCGGCCCGCCGCCCGCGCCGCCACCACAAGGCUGCCCCGGAACCAGCCUUGCCGGGGGACAGGGGAGGGAGCCAGCCGGCACCCAGCGGCAGCGGGGCCGCCUCGACAGACCCGGGGCUCGGGGAACGCCCUCGCUCGCCGCUCUCACGACCACGGCCACGGCCACGUCCACGGCCACGGCCACGGCCCAAGGGACCCAGGCUUGCCAGCGCUUCCCGGACGCCCGGGAGGCCCCGGGAGCGCGCACAGCGCGGCUGCGGCCCGCCAACACAGCAGGGCGACAGUGCCUCGGAGCAGGGACAAGUGCUGCACGGCCGCGAACAAGAGGCCAAGAGGGAGGGGCCAGCGUGCGCGGGUGGUCGAAAAAAGGGGCCUUGCCCACGCUCGCAAGGCCAACGGAAACGGCGGCAAGCGACCGUCCGCACACGGCCUGCCUAGCCGUCCCGUCCGUCGUCCGUCACGUCAGCCCUCGGCCGCGAUGGGCCCAAAAAUCAUCCCUCACGCCUGCUGGCCCGGCAAAACACGGACGGCCUGCCUGCCGGCCUCUGCUUGCCUGCCUGCCUCCCUCCGCACACAAACUGCGGCCAACAGCAGCUCGCCCCCUUACCGCGCACCCCACCGGCCACGCCCGGGGGAGGGGGAAAGCGGCGGCGGCGGUGCCCUGCCUCGCCUCCACAGACCACACUGCGGCGCCACAGCCAGCUCGCCCCCUUACGCUAACCCACCCGCCACGCCCGGGUGGAAGGCGGCGGCGGCCGGCGGUGCACUGGCCUGCCUGCCUCCACAGACCCAACUUUCGGCCACCGCCAGCUCGAUCCCCUGCCGCCAACCACCGCCACGCCGGGGGAAGGGCGGCGGCGGCGGGCGUGCCUGCCUUCGCCUGCCUCCACAGACCAACGGCCGGCCACCGCCAGCUGAUCCCCUGCCGCCAACACACCCCACGCCGGGGAAGGGCGGCGGCGUGCGGCG